AUGUGUGCUGGAGAACUUAGCCUUGGAGCUCGGGAAUGCCUUGGCUGGGGCGGCUUAUCCCAACCAUCAACGAUUGAUCUUAGCUGCUGUUUGCAUGUGCCCAGGAGAGCCAUGAGGUUUUGUGUUCUUAGUGUGCGGUUCGACUCCCCCCUGCGCGCGGUGAGCGGGACCACCAAGCAGCUGCAGCACACCAAGCAUCUGCAGUCUACCACCAAGCAGCUGCAGCAAACCACAAAGGAGCAGCAGCAGCAGCAUACCCAACGCCGCAGCAGCAGCAGCCGCAGCAGACCACCCAGCGCCAGCAGCAGCAGCAGACGACCCGGCGCCUGCAGAGCACCCAGCGCAGCAGCGCCCAGCGCAGCAGCGGCAGCAGCAGCAGACCACCGGAAGCCCGGCUAG
Messenger RNA from Durusdinium trenchii, 399 nucleotides. Lineage: Eukaryota; Dinophyceae; Suessiales; Symbiodiniaceae. The record is from the annotation of a GenBank genome assembly.